Molecule: messenger RNA, 1446 nt
Organism: Coccidioides posadasii C735 delta SOWgp
Lineage: Eukaryota; Fungi; Ascomycota; Eurotiomycetes; Onygenales; Onygenaceae
Gene: ADO1
Product: adenosine kinase
Biological process (GO): purine ribonucleoside salvage; purine nucleobase metabolic process
Cellular component (GO): nucleus; cytosol
Molecular function (GO): adenosine kinase activity
Source: RefSeq, a predicted model, not a curated record
AGUCAACAGAACAACAAAUUGACAAUCAUUCCGGAUAAAAUGGCUGCCCCAGAAGGAUAUCCUCUUCUCUGCUUAGAGAAUCCUCUCCUGGAUAUCCAGGGCGUGGGAAAUGAAGCGAUGCUAGAGAAGUAUGGCGUCAAGGCCAACGAUGCCAUUCUUGCCGAAGAGAAACAUAUGGGUCUCUACGAGGAUCUCCUGCAAAAUUGCGGUGCGAAACUGAUUGCGGGAGGGGCUGCUCAAAAUACUGCCCGUGGAGCUCAGUACAUGCUUCCCGAUAAUUCCGUUGUGUAUAUGGGCUGCGUUGGCAAGGACAAGUACGCAGACAUUCUCAGAGAUGCCGGAAGCAAGGCUGGCAUCCGCACAGAAUACAGAGUGGAUGAUGUUCAGCCAACCGGUCGCUGCGGUGUAAUAAUCACUGGCCACAACCGCUCUCUUGUGACUCACCUCGCUGCUGCCAAUGAAUACAAGCUAGAUCAUCUCAAACAACCUGAGAUCUGGUCCCUAGUCGAGAAGGCUAAAUACUUCUUCGUUGGUGGAUUCCACUUGACUGUCUGUGUACCAGCUAUAAUGGCUCUGGCUGAAGAAGCAGCUGAGAAGAAUAAGACUUUUAUUCUCUCUCUUUCCGCACCAUUCAUUCCGGCUGUCUUUAAGGAUCCCCUUGACCAAGUUUUCCCAUAUACCGAUUACAUCGUCGGAAAUGAAUCGGAAGCACUCGCCUUUUCCGAAGCCCACGGAUGGGGCAUCAGCGAUCUUACUGAGAUCGCCAAGAAGAUGGCCAAUCUUCCAAAGAAGAACUCUCAGCGCCCUAGAACCGUUAUCAUCACUCAUGGCACGGAGCCAACUAUCUCCGCUGUCUCUGACGGGAACGGCGGUGCUGAGGUAAAAACAACCGCCAUCCGGAAGAUCUCCCAGGAUGAGAUUUAUGAUACUAACGGCGCUGGGGAUGCAUUUGCUGGAGGAUUCUGUGCUGGCGUGGUUCAAGGAAAGACCCUUGACGAAUGUCUUGAUAUGGGCCACUGGCUGGCGAACCUUAGCAUCAGAGAAUUGGGUCCACAAUUCCCCUUCCCGAAGAAGACUUACACAUCAUAAACCGAAGAGGCAACCUGUAGAAGAUUUCAACCUCACCAGUGGCCCAAAGAUCUCAUUCGUAUUUCCGUUCUGUCAACUCUCACGAUUAUCCUUCCUCUUUCCUGAGAUCCGAAAUUCAACGAUUACAUACAUUACAUUUUGAUGGCCGCAGGCCGAAUAUUGAUUCGAAUGCCAGGCAGCGUAACAUUGGAAUUCAUAUAAACUUGUGUCCCACAUAACGCCGGCUCAAUGGUGAGAAUUGGACAUACUCAAAGCGAUGAACGUUUUCAACAACGCCAAAACACUCGAGCUGAUGAACGGACAAAUCGAAAGAGCAAAAUAGAUAGCCAUAAUGAAUAAAUUAUUAUUAUUAUUAUC